Molecule: messenger RNA, 2762 nt
Organism: Saccostrea cuccullata (small rock oyster)
Lineage: Eukaryota; Metazoa; Mollusca; Bivalvia; Ostreida; Ostreidae
Exons: 1
Coding region: 148-2646 (832 amino acids)
Biological process (GO): carbohydrate metabolic process
Molecular function (GO): hydrolase activity, acting on carbon-nitrogen (but not peptide) bonds
Source: RefSeq, a predicted model, not a curated record
UAAGUCAUACGGUAGAUAGGCAGACGAGAGAGAGGGUCGGUAAAAAACAAAAGUAUUCUUAGUUUGAAUGCCACUUCCGAUCCUGUUUGCUCGAUAGAAUCAAAAUUUUACUUUUAUUUAUUUGGAUAGACAACAGACACUUUCAAAAUGCCUAAAUUAAGUCUUUUGAUUUUCUUUAUUCUGCCUGGAAUCGUUCUAUGUGUGUCCAGUAGUUGUAAACAAGGUGGAAACUGUGUGCUUCCUGGAUGCUAUUGUAGCACAUUCAAACACGAAAUGGACACUACCAAAAUACCGCAGAUUGUAUACUUUGGAUUUGACGAUGCCUUAACGACUGUGCUUCCAGCGUAUUAUGAUCGCCUUUUCAAUCACACUUCUAGGCGGAAUCCGAACGGAUGUCCCAUUGGAAUGACUCUUUAUGUUUCUCAUACAUAUACACAGUAUCCAUUGGUAAAACGUUAUUACAAGGAAGGUCACGAAAUUGCCGUGCACAGUGUUACUCACACGCAUAUUAAAACUCGAGCAGAUCUUCAACGCGAAGCAGAUAAACAAAAGAGAAAUAUCGCCAAAUUUGCCGAUAUUCCCCUUGAUGAUAUAAUCGGGUGGCGGAGCCCAUUCCUGGAGACAGCAGGAGACGAACAAGCAGAAGUCUUAAAGGGAUUAGGAUACAGAUAUGAUAUUUCUCUCACCUAUAAGAGGUCCAAAAUGAGUGGACAAAGCCCUUUUCCUUUUACUCUUGACUAUGGUUGGACAUUCUACUGUCAAAUAAAACCUUGUCCGACAAGGUCCCACAGAGGGUUUUGGGAAUUUCCUGUCAAUUCAUUAAUGGAUUAUAAAGAUCAAUAUCCAUGCGGCUAUGUAGAUGGUUGUUACAAUGCUCCAAAAACUGAAGAGGAAGCUUAUCAAUACCUGUUCAAGAACUUUAAAAGUUCAUAUGAAGGCAAUAGAGCCCCCUUUGGACUUCACAUGCACGCAGGAUGGUUUUAUACACAAUUUCAUUUAGAUGCAAUGGAUAGAUUUAUUAACGACAUAUUAAAAAACGAAGAUGUAUAUAUUGUUCCAGUGAGACAAGCAUUAGAAUGGAUGGAACACCCAACACCAAUGAAUGAACUUGAUACUUUAGGAACAUGGUCAUGUCAAAACCCGAAAAUUCGACCAUCUGCUCACCAUUCACAGCAACAACAACGACCAAUGGCACCGGUGCCUCAACGCCCUAAAUCAUCAAAAACAACAACUACAUCAACCACUACCACCACCACAACUACAACUACACCAAAACCAUCUACAACGACUAUCAAAAUGCCUGUGUGGAAACCCACUCCUCCAAAAACCACGAGAAAACCUGCCUGGGCUCCACCCCCUCCCCCAAAGAGAUUGCCAUCGCCUCCAAAAAAGAAUUUCUGGUCUUGGGUACAGCCAACAAAGAAAUUUGAACCAAGCACCACGUCAACAUUACCUCCAACAACUACUAUUUCUACAACUCCUGUUCCAACGACAAUAUCAAUUCCCAAACGUCCAGCAAAUCCAGGUGGACCGUUUGUUUUAACAUCGAAUUCAUUGAAUCCUGAAAAUAUGAGGGAAAACUUUGCUAACAAUCACAACAUGAUGCAAGCUUUGGAAACUUUCUCGUCUACUCCCCGAGUAAUUGCCGAGGGUUUUAUUGAAAUUACACCUCGUCCUGACCUAGACAAUAAUGCACCAACUACGUUUCAACCAUUGGGUGACGGAUGCAUACAGGGUGCAAAUUGUCAACUGCCGUCUUGUCUCUGUAAAGGAAAGACUCCACCAGAACAUAUGGCUUGGACAGACACUCCGCAAUUCGUCUAUCUCACAUUUGACGGGCCUAUUCAAGAAAGAAUAUAUCAGAAAUACUAUCAGAUAAUUGGAAACUCUAGGAAGAACCCAAACAAUUGUCCUGUUGUAUCAACCUUCUUUGUUUCUCAAUCGGGUUCGUCAAAUAACCUCAUUAAACGACUUUAUGACAGGAGCAAUGAAAUAGCACUUAAAGGAUAUGGUGGAAUGCCGACGACUAAUAUGUCGAUUUUUGAGGAAGGCAUGAUUGCUCAAAUUUCAGUUUUACAGAGAAUGGGCAUUGAUAUAAUCCAGGGCUGGAGAAGUCCUAAUUUGAAGCCACUAGGCGAUGAACAAUUCAGGAUUCUAAGAGACUACCAAUACGUUUACGAUGCCACGCUAACAACUCAAUAUCAGAAAGGUCCUCGAUAUUGGCCUUACACCUUGGAUUUCAACAAUGGAGACGAAUGUGUUAUAAAGAAAUGUCCGAAAGAAUCCUAUAGUGGAUUAUGGGAAGUCCCUACUUCGCCUGUUUUGGACUAUCUCGGACUCUAUCCAUGUAACUUUGUUGAUGGAUGCACCAAUUCACCUACAACUGCAAAUGACACCUUCAAUUUCUUAUGGAAAGAAUUUACUCAACAUUACACAACCAAUAAGGCACCACUCGGUUUACAUUUUCGGCAUAUUUGGUUCACACAUCCUUUCUUUAAUGAUAAUCUAGUCGGACUUCAAAAGUUUUUGGACAAGGUUGGUGAAUAUAAAGACGUUUAUUUUGUUACCAUUCGAAAUUUGAUAGAAUGGAUGAGACACCCUACAACGGUAGAUCAGCUGAAUAAGGGACACCUCUGGCAAUGCUAAUGGGUCGGCUUCCUCUACAAAUUUCCAUUCAUUCCUUAACUAAAUUUUGCCCAACCUUUUUAAAUGCAAAAUCUCAAUAAUUGUCAAACUAAAGAAUAUAUUUUGGAUAAGAGCGA